Molecule: messenger RNA, 1874 nt
Organism: Lactuca sativa (garden lettuce)
Lineage: Eukaryota; Viridiplantae; Streptophyta; Magnoliopsida; Asterales; Asteraceae
Product: inositol-3-phosphate synthase
Biological process (GO): inositol biosynthetic process; phospholipid biosynthetic process
Molecular function (GO): inositol-3-phosphate synthase activity
Source: RefSeq, a predicted model, not a curated record
GAAUCACCUCAUCACUCAUCUUUCUCUCUCUCUCUCUCCCCAAACACUCGCACUCACAUUCGUUUCCGAUUUCUUGUUUCAUCGAGAAAUCCAGAGCAAAUAUGUUUAUCGAGAGCUUUAAGGUAGAAAGCCCUAAUGUUAAGUACGCUGAGGAUGAAAUACACUCUCUGUACAAUUACGAUACCACAGAGCUCAUUCAUGAGGAGAAAAACGGUGCUUAUCAAUGGGUUGUUAAGCCCAAAACUGUUAAAUACGAGUUCAAAACUCAAACUCAUGUUCCUAAAUUAGGGGUUAUGCUUGUUGGAUGGGGAGGCAACAAUGGCUCAACCCUAACUGCUGGUGUUAUCGCAAAUCGCGAGGGAAUAUCUUGGGCAACCAAAGAUAAAGUGCAACAAGCCAACUAUUUUGGUUCCUUGACCCAAGCAUCCACCAUUAGAGUUGGAUCUUUCAAUGGAGAGGAAAUUUAUGCCCCUUUCAAGAGCCUUCUCCCUAUGGUGAACCCAGACGACAUCGUUUUUGGAGGAUGGGACAUAAGCAGCAUGAACUUGGCAGAUUCCAUGGCAAGAGCCAGGGUUUUGGACAUCGAUCUCCAAAAGCAGUUAAGGCCUUACAUGGAAUCCAUGGUCCCACUCCCUGGAAUCUUUGACCCUGAUUUCAUUGCUGCUAACCAAGGCUCACGUGCUGACAACGUCAUCAAAGGAAACAAAAAUGAACAAAUCCAAAAAAUCAUCAAAGAUAUCAGGGAGUUUAAGGAGGCGAACAAGGUGGAUAAAGUGGUGGUAUUGUGGACAGCCAACACAGAAAGAUACAGCAAUGUGGUAGUUGGGCUUAACGACACAGUGGAGAAUCUUUUCAAAUCAAUAGACAAGAAUGAAUCCGAGAUUUCACCUUCAACCUUGUAUGCUAUUGCUUGUAUUCUUGAAAAUGUGCCUUUCAUUAAUGGAAGCCCACAGAACACUUUUGUACCUGGGGUUAUUGAUCUGGCCAUAUCGAAGAACACCUUGAUUGGUGGAGACGACUUUAAGAGUGGUCAAACCAAGAUGAAGUCUGUUCUUGUUGACUUCCUUGUUGGAGCUGGCAUAAAGCCAACAUCGAUCGUAAGCUACAAUCACUUGGGAAACAACGAUGGAAUGAACCUUUCGGCUCCACAAACAUUCCGUUCCAAAGAAAUUUCCAAAAGCAACGUUGUUGAUGACAUGGUUUCUAGCAAUGCCAUUUUAUAUGAGCCAGGCGAGCAUCCCGACCAUGUGGUUGUUAUCAAGUAUGUGCCAUAUGUUGGAGAUAGCAAGAGAGCAAUGGACGAGUACACAUCCGAGAUAUUCAUGGGAGGUACAAACACUAUCGUGUUACAUAACACAUGUGAAGACUCGCUUUUGGCUGCUCCAAUCAUCUUGGACCUUGUCCUACUCGCUGAGCUCAGCACUCGUAUCCAACUCAAAGCUGAAACCGAGGGAAAGUUUCACUCUUUUCAUCCGGUGGCUACCAUUCUAAGUUACCUAACAAAGGCCCCUCUUGUGCCACCAGGGACACCAGUGGUGAAUGCACUAGCAAAACAAAGGGCAAUGUUGGAAAACAUAAUGAGGGCUUGUGUUGGAUUGGCACCAGAGAACAACAUGAUCUUGGAAUACAAAUGAAGUGUGAAGUGAUAUGAAAUUGAAGAUGAAAGUGAUAUGAAUAUGGUUUGUAUUUCUUAAGAUUAGUGUUUUUCUGUGUUGUUGUUUGAAGUUUUCUUAUGUUGGUAACCACAAAUGUAAUGUGUGUACUUUUGCUUUGCUUUGCUUUUUUGCUUAGCUUAGCUUUAAGAAGUAAGUACCCUUUUAAUUUGGAAAUGAAUGAAUAUAUAUUGCAAAAAUAAUGCCAAAUUUUGUGGUGAA